CUCUCCAUGCAUCGACGAGGGACGUCGGAUAUAUUGUCUCCUACCUAUCCCGUUCAUUCCCAUUUCUGGCCAUCGUCACUGCCAUCGUCCUUCUGGAGCUAUCCCUUCCCUUCAUUUUGGGGUCAGUUUCACCCCCACGAGCGGAACCGUUUUUCCUAUCGAUCUCGCAGCAAAUAUUCAACUUCACAUCCCCCUCACCCCCGUCUCCUUCGUCGCCGAUGGGUUCCCCGAGCAGGAUGCUUCCGUCGCCACGCAUUUGACGUCAUCUGGUUCUCCCUGGGUGGUCUCACGGCCUCUAUCAUCUACUUUUCCAAGCGAUACGUAGCCGCACUGGACGAAGAACGUGCAUCAGGGAUCAAUAAUUUACAGCGACCCUCAAAAUUCGAUCACGCGUGCAUGCAAUUAUCGUGGCGGCACUUCAAGAAGCACCGAGUAGUAGACAAAGAAAUGCUGGAGCAGGACUUUUUCGACGAACGGAAAAGGCUGAACGAGUUUGGAGAAUAUCGGUUACAGAAGAUUGACCCAACUACGAGACCUUCUAGGAGUAGAUGCUGGUCAUAAUUACUCCUGUCACCAUGCUAUCGCUUCCCACUUAAUUUAGCUAGGAUCCCUGUUCGCCGAAUACUCAUCGAAAGGAACGUUGGAAUUUGUCUCGCUACAUUCCAACACUCUAGUACUAUUCUCGGAACUAAAAUAAAAGUCGUGCACUAACCGUUGCACGAGUUUGCCACCCUGCAAUCAAGACGCUAAGUACUUCGUCUAUUAGAAAACAAGUGCCCGGCAGAAGAGUGCAAUUUAAUUACGCUGGUGGUACCGAACGACCGCCGCGUUCACGUCACAACUGUGCAAAGCCGACUCUGGAAUGGUCGAAAUCGAAGGCUGUGCGAAGAGAUGCAUCAACCAGAUGAACGA
Molecule: messenger RNA, 912 nt
Organism: Cantharellus anzutake
Lineage: Eukaryota; Fungi; Basidiomycota; Agaricomycetes; Cantharellales; Hydnaceae
Exons: 2
Coding region: 7-561 (184 amino acids)
Source: RefSeq, a predicted model, not a curated record